ACAAAAAACCCACUCUAUGUAUGAAUGUUUUGACUGCAUGCACCAUUUUUAUGCCUGAUGCCCUUGGAGGACAGAAGAGGUAUCUGAUUUCCUGGGACUGGAGUUACAAAGGGUUAUGAGUUGCCAUGUGUAUAGUGAGACUCAAAUCAGGGUUCUCUGAAAUCUGAGCCCUCUUAAAAUUUUUGUGUAUGGUGUGUGUGUGUGUCUGUGUGCGCGUGUGUGUGUGUGCACGCACGCGCGCGAAGGUGCUGCAGAGGCUAGAAGAGGGCGUCGAGUCCCCAGGAGUGAGACUUAAAAGCUAAGUAAUCCGUGUGGGUGCUGAGACUCAAAGCCUGGUCCUACGGAAGAGCAACAAUUAAGUUUUAAUACUGAGCCAUCUCUCUAGGCCCUUGUCUUUUGCUUUUAUACAAAGAACUUUUCAGAACGAAAUUCUGUGCUACUAGGUUUUGUUUUCCGCUUUCUGCUUAGAUCCCGCUAGCAGGAUCUAUAUGUUCCAUGGAUCUAGCCCAAGUUUGUGUGCAGCACGCGAGGAAGCCUUCUAUAGCCAUGUGGAGAGACCAAGACCCGGGGCUGGGGGUGGGGUGGGGAGCCUGCUCAAUGAAAGGCGGAAGCUCGCUCGUUCGCGCUAAGCGGCGCUGAGCGGUGAGGGAGUGCAGCCCACACGAGGAACCGAAUCUACUGAGCCCAUUGCUGGAAUGAGGGAUCGCUCUACGAUUCCGCAUCACUGGGACACGAGCUCACGCGCUUGCGCAGCAGCAUCACAGGCCCAAGCCUGAUUGGCUGACGCGGGGCUGUGGGGUGGGAUCACGCACGCGCACUUUCUCACAUGCGAGGAAGGUCUCGCGGGUGUUGUUCUUCGGCCUUCAUUCUCUCUGUAGAGCCCUAAUUUCUCAUCCCAGUUCACAAUGUUCCCGGAACUCAAUAACCUUCUCAGCACCACCCCAGACAGGACCGAGCAGGGGAAACUGACUCUGCUCUGUGAUGCCAAGACAGAUGGCAGCUUCCUUGUGCAUCACUUCCUCUCCUUCUACCUCAAAGCUAAUUGUAAAGUCUGCUUUGUGGCGCUCGUCCAGUCGUUUAGCCACUAUAAUAUUGUGGGACAGAAGCUGGGUGUCAGCCUGACAGCAGCGCGGGAACGUGGGCAGCUUGUAUUCCUGGAGGGCCUCAAGUCCUCAGUGGGUCUCUUCUUCCACACUCAGGAGGCGCCUCAUCCCCUGCAGUUCCUCAGGGAGGCCAGUGCAGGGAACCUCCAGUUGCUGUAUGAGUUUGUACAGGACACCCUGAAGCCUGUGGACGGUGGGGAAACGCUGUGGAAGUACCCGGUGCUGUUGGUGGAUGACCUCAGUGUGCUGCUAAGCCUGGGCGUGGCGGCAGUUUCUGUGCUGGACUUCAUGCAGUACUGCCGAGCCAUGGUGUGCUGCGAAUUGAAGGGAAAUGUGGUGGCCCUCGUGCAUGACAGCGAGAAUGCUGGGGAUGAGGAGAAUGACAUCCUGCUGAGUGGCCUUAGUCAUCAAAGCCACCUAAUCCUGCGAGCUGAGGGCCUGGCCACUGGAUUCUGCAAGGAUGUGCAUGGACAGCUGAGGAUCCUCUGGAGGAGGCCGUCACAGCCCACAGCCCAGCAGGAUCGAAGCCUCACUUACCAGUACAAGAUACAGGACAAGAAUGUGUCCUUUUUUGCCAAGGGAAUGUCUCCUGCUAUUCUGUGACCUGAUUUGAAGACAACUGAGGUGACUUUGGAUGGUUUUGGGUGUGGAAGACAAAGCAACUGGGCAGGAAUGGGCCUUCAGACCUUUGGCACACUCUUCAGGCUGGCCUGCAGCUCCACUGUGACCGGGGAGGAUGGAAUGGUGCUGAGAGGGUGUGGGUGCCUUUGUUCCCCAGGUCUCUGCCCAGGAAACACAGUGAGGAACACAUCUACAUGUGGCUUCUGCUGAGAGAGGCUGCAUGGUGAACCCCAGCAGAAUGGUCCUUUGGAGCAUCCCAUGUAACUCACCUGCCUGUUUUUGGUGGUUGUGCCUUUAAGAGCCACUGCAGGUAGAAUGAAGCAGUCAGGAAGUUGUCAUGAAUGGCAGCCAUCCUGACUGACAACUAGGAUAAUGAUGACUGGAAUAAAGAAGAUUCCCACACCGGC
Molecule: messenger RNA, 2131 nt
Organism: Peromyscus californicus insignis
Lineage: Eukaryota; Metazoa; Chordata; Mammalia; Rodentia; Cricetidae
Gene: Elp6
Product: elongator acetyltransferase complex subunit 6
Exons: 7
Coding region: 906-1706 (266 amino acids)
Biological process (GO): tRNA wobble uridine modification
Cellular component (GO): elongator holoenzyme complex
Source: RefSeq, a predicted model, not a curated record